Scomber japonicus (chub mackerel) is the source of this 1788-nucleotide messenger RNA. RefSeq names its product zinc finger protein 830 (gene znf830). Gene Ontology annotation, cellular component: spliceosomal complex; nucleus. The record is from RefSeq and is a predicted model, not a curated record. The coding region runs from base 33 to 1076 and encodes 347 amino acids. Gene Ontology annotation, biological process: mitotic DNA replication checkpoint signaling; mitotic DNA damage checkpoint signaling; nuclear DNA replication. NCBI's taxonomy places the organism in Eukaryota, Metazoa, Chordata, Actinopteri, Scombriformes, Scombridae. Gene Ontology annotation, molecular function: zinc ion binding; nucleic acid binding. The transcript has a single exon.
CGUCCAAGCAAGCAGCUAACUUGUUUUCAAGAAUGGCGACCUCCAAGAAGGGGAAGAAAGUUGUAAAUCAGGAGGAGCUCCGUCGAUUAAUGCGUGAAAAACAAAGACAGACGACGGAGAAGAAGCGUGUUGAGUCUCCUUUCGCCAAAUACAACAGCCUGGGACAUCUCAGCUGCGUCCUGUGCAACGUGCAGGUGAAGUCGGAGCUCCUGUGGCCGGCUCAUGUCCUCGGUAAACCGCACAAAGAGAAAGUUGCCGAGCUGAAAGGAGCGAAACAAGCACCGGCACCAGCACCAGCACCGAGUCAGCCGGUGAAGAGGAAAGCACCGGACAACGAGGAGCUCAACGGGAAGAAGGUGAAACCGGCGGUGCAGGCUGCAGGCCGGGCUGCUGCGUCGGAUCUGCCUGGAGACUUCUUCCAGAAACCCAGCAAGAUAGAGCCAGCUGCUGCUCAAACAUCUGCAGGUCUGAGUCUGUUAGCCGGGGUGUAUGAUGGGGACAGUGAUGGAGAGGAGGCUGCAGUGGCGGGGACAGCAGCAGACGCCCUUCCUCAGGCGACUGAAGCUUCAGGACUACCAGCGGAUUUCUUUGACAGCUCCAUCCCGUCCACCCCGGCCAUCUCCCACUCAGGAUCCAUCCUUAAAGCGGACGCGACGGAGAAAACACCAGAAAAGAAAGAAAACACAGCCGAGGCGCUACCCGAGGGCUUCUUCGACGACCCUGUGAGAGAUGCCAAAGUGCGUAACGUGGACGCACCCAAAGACCAAAUGGACAAGGAGUGGGAAGAGUUUCAAAAGGAGAUACGGCAAGUGAACACAAAAUCUGAGGCCAUCGUAGCAGAGGACGACGAGGAGGGUCGCCUCGGACGUCAGAUUGACGAAAUCGAUGAACAAAUUGAGUGUUAUAAGAGAGUGGAGCUGCUGAGAGACAAGAGAGAUGUGGUGAAGAGCAAACCUCUGCCCAGGAAGCAUGACCCUAUGGACACUGAUGCCAGCAUGGAGGAGGAAGAGGAGAAUGAAGAAGAGCUGCUGGGGCUUUUGUCUCGGGACUGGAGAGCCAAAGGGGCAUUGGCAUAAAUUUCAUACUUUCAACUAUAAAAAAAACCCACCAGUGACUGAUCUGAUGUUUGUACAUUAUGUUUAAAGGAUGGGUACACAAGUCUGUCUUAAAACAGCAGCCAGGAGCCCAAAUGUAUAUUUAAAGGAGUUUUUUUUCUUGUCAUAGUCAUUUGCUGGCUGUUAAAGGAUCCCCUUCAAAUGCCCCAUGUGCAAAAAUGUAUGUAAAAGUUAAUCUGAAGCUAAUACAAAGCUUCAGUCCACGAGUCAAAUUAUGGAGAUAUUUUUCAAUGUCAGUCUUUUGAGUGCCAUAGUCUCUUUUUGUUACUAUACUUCCACCACUGCUCAAGAGGAAACACAAACAGGGAAUUUAAAAAGACUGUAAAUGUGUCAGAUAUCCACUUGAUAUUUUUCCCUGACUGCUGUAACCUCAUAAUCUCUCCAGAUUAAUUUUUUAAAUGCAUUUUUUUGCACUAAGGGCAGUAUUAACAGGAGGAAUUAUUAUAGCGAGGAAAAAGCUCUUCCAGAGUUCAUUAUGGGCACCUGACUGUUGCUUCAAGACUUGGAAAUACAGAUGUUAGAGGGGUUCAUUUUGUAAAAGCCUUUUGGUAAUCCACCAACUGUAAAUAUGUCUUGAUCACAUGUACUUUUUCUUUAUUUCCGACUGGAUUAAAUGUGAUGCAGUUGAGUGUCACAGCAAGACAUGAUUUCUUAGUUUGUGACUUAAAACAGC